AUGCCGGGUGGGGAGUCAGAUAUAAGUGACGAUGAAACUGAAGAGUCAAUUAUGGCCUACCAAUACCUUCGCCGGGAUGAUAUUCAUGGCUUUGAUGACGACGAUGAUGAUGAUGGAGAUAGUAAAGAUGACGAGAAGGAGGAUAGCGAGAUAGAAGACAUCGAUGUGGAUGAGCUUCAUCAUUUACGGAAAGGUGCUAAUUUCAAGAACCAAGAUUGCCCUUUGUGGUUGAAGGCCGGAUGCUUAGAAAGCCUGGAAGAUAUCUUCGAGCGUUAA
Molecule: messenger RNA, 276 nt
Organism: Penicillium angulare
Lineage: Eukaryota; Fungi; Ascomycota; Eurotiomycetes; Eurotiales; Aspergillaceae
Exons: 2
Coding region: 1-276 (91 amino acids)
Source: RefSeq, a predicted model, not a curated record